Messenger RNA from Cheilinus undulatus (humphead wrasse), 1065 nucleotides. Its product is annotated as chromatin target of PRMT1 protein-like. Lineage: Eukaryota; Metazoa; Chordata; Actinopteri; Labriformes; Labridae. The coding region runs from base 110 to 805 and encodes 231 amino acids. The transcript is spliced from 6 exons. The record is from RefSeq and is a predicted model, not a curated record.
GUGACGGUGCUGCCGGUUGGUGGCGCUGUUGAGCCGUUUUAAAGUUCGUUAGCAGUAAUUAGGCUGUGUUCAUGUGGUUAGAUAGUUAAUAUUAUUAAAACACAUUAAAAUGAACAGGUGUGUCUACGGGACAGUGAAGCAGGAAGCCAAUCAGACGAUGGAUUCAUCCAAACAAAAGUCGUUUUUCCUCAGAAGCACCACGGCGGUUUCCCUCAACGAGCGCUUCUCUCAGGUGAUCAAGACUCAAGCAGUGACCUUUGACCCCGUCGUGCUCCAGCAGGAGGCAGGUGAUGAUGCUGUACAGGUAGUCCUGCUGCUGAAGAGAGAGCCGCCAACCCCUGUCCACCUGAAGACCCGUGUUCCCACACUGAGGAGCGACCAUCAGGCGAGGAGGCGGAGCGUGUGGACUCGGCUCAGCUGGCAGCCGCUGGCUCGGCGUUGCUCGACCCGCAGACGUCGAGGUUUCUGGAGCUUCAGGAAGAAGUACAGAUGGGGAGCCCGGUUUGGCUCCGCCCACAGGAGUGGAGGAAACCUGCGCCAUCGACUCGGACAGCGUCGCCUCCUGAAGAAAAGAAACUUCCAGAAGCCGACAGAAGGGGGCGGGGCCUCCUCCUUCAGGGGGCGAAACUGGAAGAGGGGCGUGGUUCCGACCAAAGAGGAGCUGGACGCAGAGCUGGACAAGUACAUGUCUAUGUCCAAGAGACGACUGGACGAGCAGCUGGACGAGUACAUGGCCAUGGCUGGACAGGCGGACCUCCGCUGGGACUGGGGGGUGCGGGGACAGACAGACCUCACCUGGGACUGAGAGGGCAGGGAUAGACAGACGUCACCUGGGACUGAGAGGGCGGGGAUAGACAGACGUCACCUGGGACUGAGAGGGCGGGGAUAGACAGACGUCACCUGGGACUGAGAGGGCGGGGAUAGACAGACGUCACCUGGGACUGAGAGGGCGGGGAUAGACAGACGUCACCUGGGACUGAGAGGGCGGGGAUAGACAGACGUCACCUGGGACUGAGAGGGCGGGGAUAGACAGACGUCACCUGGGACUGAAGGGGCGGGGAUAGA